Molecule: messenger RNA, 421 nt
Organism: Pyrgilauda ruficollis (rufous-necked snowfinch)
Lineage: Eukaryota; Metazoa; Chordata; Aves; Passeriformes; Passeridae
Product: myosin light polypeptide 6-like
Exons: 3
Cellular component (GO): myosin II complex
Molecular function (GO): structural constituent of muscle; calcium ion binding
Source: RefSeq, a predicted model, not a curated record
AAAUCCCCCUGGAGAAAGACCCCUCCCCACCGUCCCUGUCCCGCAGAGAUGAACGUGAAGACGCUGAGCUUCGAGCAGUUCCUGCCCAUGAUGCAAACCAUCGCCAAGAACAAGGACCAGGGCUGCUUCGAGGACUACGUGGAGGGGCUCCGGGUGUUCGACAAGGAGGGCAACGGCACCGUCAUGGGGGCCGAGAUCCGCCACGUCCUCGUCACCCUGGGUGAGAAGAUGACCGAGGAGGAGGUGGAGCAGCUGGUGGCCGGCCACGAGGACAGCAACGGCUGCAUCAACUACGAAGCCUUUGUGAGACACAUCUUGUCAGGGUGACGCCGCAGGGGUAACGCCUCCCCCCGCCCCCUCCUCAAAUUACUUCAUUUGGUUUUUUUUUUUUAAUCUCAUUCCUUCCUUUUUUUUCUUGCCC